Trichobilharzia szidati is the source of this 767-nucleotide messenger RNA. The record is from the annotation of a GenBank genome assembly. NCBI's taxonomy places the organism in Eukaryota, Metazoa, Platyhelminthes, Trematoda, Strigeidida, Schistosomatidae.
GUGAAUCCACUACGCAACAAAAACAACAGCAAUUUGUGCUUAUUCUGUUAACACUUGGAUUGAAUUUAUCCUCAGUUAAACAGCAUAAGAAGUCAACUAUUGUUAAUGCUAAUACUACUACCAAUCAUGGUAAUAGUAGUAUUAAUUCAUCACAUCAAAUAUUUUCAAGCUUUCCAAUCAUCUAUCAAUUUGGUCGUACACGAAUUCACUUGACAAAGUGUCAAUUUCAACAUUUAAUUAAAUUAAAGCAAUUUAUGUUAAAUAUGAAAGCAAAAGUGAUACAACGAUUUUUCAAAAGAUGUUUAAAGCGUAAAUUAGCGGCUAAACGAAUUCAACGCUGGUGGAGAAGUGUACUGGCCAAUCGUCAACUUGCAUUAGAGCAAUAUUCAACUGCCUUACCAAUACCAUUGUUAGGUGAACAAGAGAUUCAAGAAGUUGAGAUUAAUCGUCAUCCAACAUCAUCCCCUUGUCUUCAUACAGUAUCUGAAUCGAUCGAUUUACCAACUCGUCGAGAGCAUAUUAUUUCACGUCGUUAUUUACCACGAUCGACGAGUAAUCGUCAUCAUCCUAAUAAUAGUGAGACAACAUUUUAUAGUCAAUACAACAAUACUACUACCAUGAAUGGUAGUAGUAGCUAUAGAAAUUUAAAAAAACAAUCUAACCUUCUUAAUUAUUUAAUACCUUUUUGUUAUAAAAGUCAUUUUCUUAGAUUUUAUGAAACCCUUGAAUCUGUUAAAGGCCUAUUAGAUAUCAUAUAUGAUCAAUAA